This is a messenger RNA of Colius striatus (speckled mousebird), 5196 nucleotides long. RefSeq names its product pleckstrin homology domain containing A7 (gene PLEKHA7). The coding region runs from base 199 to 3855 and encodes 1218 amino acids. NCBI's taxonomy places the organism in Eukaryota, Metazoa, Chordata, Aves, Coliiformes, Coliidae. Gene Ontology annotation, biological process: epithelial cell-cell adhesion; zonula adherens maintenance; pore complex assembly. The transcript is spliced from 25 exons. Gene Ontology annotation, molecular function: protein binding. The record is from RefSeq and is a predicted model, not a curated record. Gene Ontology annotation, cellular component: pore complex; zonula adherens.
GUGUUGGCUUUUAGGAAUUUCACUACUGAGGAAGCAGUUUGAAAUGCAGGCAGAAUCUUCAAGAUCUUCGAAUAUGCACUUGGUUUCUUAUUAGUUAGCUUUGAACAAAUGUACAGAUGGAUAUACACAUAUUUUUUCAGUAAGGAAUUAACAUAUGGAAUAUAGAAGCAAUUUAAGUGGAUACAAUACCUGAAGGCAAUGUCGAGUCAGUCUGGAUUUUCAAACUCUGUUCCUCUGCCAGGAUAUCCAUUCUACCAGGUGUCAUGCAGCCAUAAUCAUCAGACCACGUCAUUUAGACAUCCAGUGACAGGACAGGUUUCUCCAGAAAAUAUUGAAUUUAUUUUGCGAGAAGAACAGAAUUCAUCUAUGUCCAAGCAACAAAUAAACCAAAGACCUUCAAGCAUGGUCAGUGAAACCUCCACUGCAGUAACUACAUCUGCCGUUGAUACAAAACCUGGCUCUAAGGUUGUGAAGGCUGGAAACAAAGUUCAUAGCUUUGGAAAGAGAGAACAAGCUAUCAGGAGGAAUCCCAAUGUUCCUGUUAUAGUAAGAGGCUGGCUACACAAACAGGAUAGCUCUGGAAUGCGAUUAUGGAAAAGACGAUGGUUUGUGCUUGCUGAUUAUUGUUUGUUUUACUACAAAGACAGCAGAGAAGAAUCUGUCUUGGGCAGCAUACCAUUGCCUAGUUAUGUCAUAUCUCCAGUUGGACCUGAAGAUCGUAUAAACCGCAAAUUUUCUUUUAAGGCUGUUCACACAGGUAUGAGGGCAUAUAUUUAUAAUAAGAAUUCUGUUAUUGGCUCUCAGGCAGAGCAUUCAGGGAUGCGGACAUAUUACUUCAGUGCAGAUACACAAGAGGAUAUGAAUGGCUGGGUCCGGGCUAUGAAUCAAGCUGCUCUUAUGCAGACACGCUCUUCACUGAGGAGAGAAACUGAAAAAGUGGAUCAGCAAGCUGUUCCCCAAGUCAAUCAUGUGGAUGCCUGUAAUGAGCGUGUGAAGACGGAGAUUACAGAUGUAAAAGAAAAUUAUCAAAAAUCAUCUGAAAUGCUUGGAUAUGAUAAGCGGGAAGAAAUAACAAGAGAAAAAGAGGAGGAGGAGCGUUAUGUUCACAGAAAAGGAACUCUGGAAACUAAGAAGGGAAAGGCUAAGCAUGCGUUAACAGAAGCUGAUUCAUUAUUUCCAGACUUAAACGCAUCGAGGUCCCAAGUAGCUCAGCCUCAGCCAGCUGAGAAAAAUGGAACGCUUCCUAGUUCAUUAAGUUUGAGUGCUGGCCUAGUGGAGCAGAAUGGUACCAGCUCAUAUAAAAGAGGGUUUGUUCCAAGAACUAAUCCAGAUAAACAGAUUCAAAGAAAAAGUAACAUGGCUCAAGUGGAACACUGGGUAAAAGUCCAAAAAGGCGAUACAAAAAGCCUUGCUUCUGAUCAGACUCUUACACGUCAGGGUCCCAAUCCACCUUUUCUUGAAAACUAUCACACUUUACCAAAGAACACCAGGCAGCCUUCAGGGAGCUCACCACCACCAAACCGCAAUUUGCCGAGUGACUACAAAUAUGCACAAGAUCGUGUUAGCCACUUGAAGAUGUCUCAGGAGGAAAGAAAAGCAAAUAAGGAUGGAACUGUUUGGCAGCUAUAUGAAUGGCAGCAGAGACAGCAAUUUAAACAUGGCAGCCCCACUGCCCCACCUUAUGUAGGUUCUUCGGACUUUAUUGAUCGUGGUAAGUCAAAAAGUUCAUUAGAUGUUCCACGAUCAAUAUCUGUUCCACCCUCUCCAUCUGAUAUUCCUCCACCUGGACCUCCAAAAAGCUUUCCUCCAAGGAGACCACAUACUCCUGCAGAAAGGCUUACAGUUAAACCAUCUGAUGGGAGGCAGACUGUAGAUGUUCCUUUUGCCGGCUCACCCAGGAAGAUACGAAAUCAUGCUAUAAAGAGCUCAACUCACAUCGAUCGACGCUCAAUGCCUGCUAUGGGCUACAUGACACAUACCGUGAGUGCACCCAGUUUGCACGGCAAGUCGGCGGAUGACACUUAUAUCCAGUUGAAAAAGGAUUUGGAGUAUUUGGAUCUAAAGGUAACAGGGCGGGACACAUUAAAGGAACGAAGUACAAAACCUGUCAAGAUUGCGGAAAGUGAUAUUGAUGUCAAGUUGAGCAUUUUCUGUGAGCAGGACAGAAUUCUACAGGACUUGGAAGACAAAAUAAGAGCCCUUAAGGAAAAUAAAGAUCAGCUAGAGUCUGUUUUGGAGGUUUUACACAGGCAGAUGGAACAGUACAAAGACCAACCACAACAUGCAGAAAAAAUUUCUUACCAGCAGAGACUUUUGCAAGAGGAUCUCAUACAUAUUCGGGCCGAAAUAUCCAAAGUUUCAACGGAAAUGGAAAAUGCCUGGAAUGAAUAUCUGAAAUUAGAGAAGGAUGUGAGCCAGCUGAAAAAGGCCUUACAGGAACAGAUGAAUAGUUCAUUGGUAUCUCAGGAGAAAACACAAAUUCAAAAAGACUUGUGGAGAAUUGAAGAUGUUACAGCUGGCUUGAGUGCAAAUAAAGCAAACUACAAAACCAUAGUAGAUUCUAUCAAGAAUCCAGAGAGAAAAAUAGUGCCUUCGUUUUCUCAGUCUUCAGUGCCUUCCUUACCAGCCUCCUUCACACCUACGGAGAGCAAACUGUCAGUUCCACAAAGCCCUCCAGCCAGUCCAGUGAAGUCCUCUCUGGAGGUUAGGUUGUAUCCACAACCUUAUUUCCAGGCCAGAACGCAGCACCAAGCACAGCAGCUGAAAAAGAUUGAGGCGCCUCUUCCAUCACCAGUUAAACUCAAGCCAAAGGUUGAAGAUGAAGCGCCGCCCAGACCUCCUCUCCCUCAGUUGUACAGUCCUGAUGAUCAGCCACCAGCUGUUCCACCUCUCCCCAGAGAAGCCAGUGUCAUCAGACACACAUCAGUGCGGGGCCUGAAACGUCAGUCAGAUGAAAGAAAGAGAGACAGAGAACUUGGACAGUAUGUAAAUGGAGAUUAUAGGGUGGAACUACGUUCAUACAUGAGUGAACCAGAACUAGCAAUGAUAGGUGGUGACCUCAGCCAAUCUUCCAGUGGUUUGAUAAGCUCUGGCAGUGGAUACCAGACAUUACCCACCCGUGGUUUAUCUGGAUCAACUUCCAGAUUGCACCAGUCAUCUACCAUAUCAUCUUAUGCAACACUUCGAAGGGAUAGGUCCAAGGAGAGACCAAAGAGUGCCUUGGAACGUUUAUACUCUGGAGACCACCAAAGAGGCAAGAUGAGUGCAGAGGAACAACUAGAAAGAAUGAAGCGACAUCAGAAGGCAUUAGUUCGUGAACGCAAGAGAACUCUUAGCCAAGGAGAAAGGCAGUCUGUUUCAUCUCGGUCUUUCAUCAGGCCCAUUUCUGCAGACAUAGGCUCAUGGAAACGAGAGCAAGAAUUUGAUUUGCAGUUACUUGAGAGGGCAAUUCGUGGAGAAGACAAGGAUGAAAAGGAAUGGUUAAAAGUUCAGCCAGUAGCGGUGACAGAAACAGACCUGGAGCCUCAAGACUAUGACCUAGAUAUCAGCAGAGAGUUGUCAAAACCUGAGAAGGUUGCAAUUCCAGAACGCUAUGUUGAACUGGAGCCCGAAGAGCCUCUUUCUACAGAAGAACUGGCAGCAAGGCAACGUAAAGCAGAAAAGAUAAAGAAUAUUCUCACUAAAUCUAGUAUGCACAAUCUCCAGCCUACUGUUGCCCAGGACAAGCACAACUCAGUUGAUUUAGAUUCACAGCUGCAAGAGCAAGAGCGCAUCAUUACCAUAUCAUACGCUUUGGCUUCUGAAGCCUCUCAGAGGAGCAAGGAGGUAGCAGCCAAAGCAGUAAGUGAACACUGACAUAAGAUGCGAAGCAAAUCCCACCUCGUGACGCCAUGUGGAAGGAAGAGGAGAUUCUUUACCAGCUUUCUGUGAAGAUACUCAUCAGCUGAUGACAUGUUCUUCUGGAAACAGAUUCAGAGAAUAAUAGGGGGAUUUUCUAUGAAAAUGAAGAGAAUUGCAAAACAUUUUAUUUUGACCAGUUUAGUUCAGACUUUUUAUACAAAUAAAAGGCACUUUUUAAUACUCUGUAAAAUACUGACAAUGUAUUUUUAGAACAAUGUAUUUUAGUUUUUUUUAAAUCAAGGGCUGAAUUCAUUUUAAGAGAAACUACUUACGUAGAUGUUAAAAGACGCUGUUACUUCCCCGUCAGGCUCAGAUGCAGAAUGUAAAGCUUGAUGAAAAUAAAUUUGAACAAGCCUAGAAACACAUUCAUGAGGUAUGAGCAGAGCUUACUCAAGUGAGAGGUUUGCCAAAGGGUGUUUGGGAUCAAGUAUUUUUGUCAUCACACACCCUUUUGCCUAUGAAAUAAUAAAUUGCAAGGAACUUCUAGUGUCAAUAAAGACUUGUGUAGUUGAAAGUUUCCACAAAAGCCAUAACUAAAGGCAGUUUUAACUCCCGUGUCCCUUUUUUGAUCCCAUUGACUAACUUGCUGGUAUGAGGAUGCAGUAGGCUAGAUUUCUCUUGACAGUAGUGCUGUCCCCUCAGUAGCAAACAGAUAACAAAUUCUGUUUUUCUAAAAGUUGAGAUGUGGGAGAAGAAAACUUUUAAUUAAAAUACGUGAACUAAGCUAUAAAAAAUAUAAUAGGAUAUGUCAUUUUACUAGUAAAUAUGUGGUUUUCCUUCAAUUGGUUUGUUCUUUUUUUUAAAAUAAACAUUACCAUGAGAUGUAUUAACCAGUAUUUAUCCUGGAAACAGCAAAACUGAUGUAAUAUGGCACCCACUCAUUUGUUGUGUAUGUUCACUUGGUGCUUAACUUUGCCAAACUUUGAAAUACAGUGUUUUACUUAUGUAUAGGGGAAAGGGUGGAAGAAGGAGAAAAUAAAUGAAUUGCUGCAACUAAUUUACUUGAAAAAAACCCUCCUUGUGUAUGCAUUGAAUGCAAGACAUGCAAAAACCUGCCCAUUAUGUAAUUAUUGGGUUCAGCUCUGGAAAUGAGUGAGAAAUACUUCUGCAGUAUUUUAUGAAACCACUAACUUGUUCACUUACUGUAUUCAAGUAAUAGCUACAGAACCCUUAAAAUUGACCUUCAAGUUUCAGACUUUAAGAUAAAUCAUAUUAUAAUAACUAUACUCUUUAAAGUAUAUAUUUAGCUAAUGCAAUCUAUUUUACCUCAAUACUGCCAGUAUCAACUUCAAAACC